Molecule: messenger RNA, 2307 nt
Organism: Lasiodiplodia theobromae
Lineage: Eukaryota; Fungi; Ascomycota; Dothideomycetes; Botryosphaeriales; Botryosphaeriaceae
Product: Beta-glucosidase d
Exons: 5
Coding region: 1-2307 (768 amino acids)
Biological process (GO): glucan catabolic process
Molecular function (GO): beta-glucosidase activity
Source: RefSeq, a predicted model, not a curated record
AUGGUCGCCCGUACUCUCCUUCUCGCUUCCUCCUUUUCCUUGAUUUCUAGCAAAGCGGCAGCAUGGACAUAUUCUACGAAUUACUCUGCCCAACUUCUCUCCUCGGGAACCGUCAAUCUUGAAGGAUGGCAAGAAGCUUUCGAAAAGUCCAAGCGUUUCGUCGCCACCCUCUCAACUUCGGAGAAGAUUGAUAUCAUCGGCGAAGGUAGCGCUGGCAACUUCACGGGUUUGAACACGAAAGAUGGCUCUGCAUCCGUUUUGGACUAUUACUGGGUCACCACCUGGCCAGCUGCACUCGCCAUGGCCAUGACAUGGGACAAGGACCUGGUCUACAACCAAAGCUACGGUCUUGGAUCCGAAAUGUGGAACAAAGGGAUCAACAUGGCCAAUGCACCGACAGCCCAGCCACUCGGUCGUUCGCCAUGGGGCGGUCGCAAUGGAGAAACGUACGGACCAGACGCAUACCUCAAUGGUAUCUUGUUCGGAGAAGCUACGAAAGGAAUCAGUGAUGCUGGAGUCAUCCCCGCAGGCAAGCACAUGCUGCUUAACGAGCAGGAAACCAAUCGCGAGGGCGCUGGUUCUCUUAACGCCGCCGCCGGUGCUGCCGAAAAUGCUUACUCGGCAGUCGUCGAUAACAAGGCCCUCCACGAGACGUAUCUCUGGGGCUUCAUGGAUGCUAUCAAGAAUGGUCUUGGUGGAGUCAUGUGUGCCAUGAACCGCGUCAACGGUACCUUUUCCUGUGAGAACCAGGAACUCCUUGCCUACUACCUCAAGACUGAACUCGGCUUUCCCGGCCUGGUAUACGGUGAUGUCGGAGGCCAGAAGACUGGUAUUCAUUCCGCCAAUGCGGGCCUGGACUAUGGCUCUUCAACCUACUGGAGCAACUCAAGCAUCAUGGCCGGGCUACGGAACGGAUCCUUCACUGAGGCUCGCCUGGACGACAUGGUGAUUCGAAACGUCAUAGGCUGGUACAAGCACGGCCAGGAUCUCGCAAGCUUUCCGGACCUUGCCUCGGCCGGUGACUACGUCGACACGCGCAAGAAUCAUGGCGAGCUCGCACGCCAGUUUGCAGCAGCUUCUAUCGCCCUAGUGAAGAACAAGAACAACGCACUCCCUCUGAAAAGCCCCAAGAAGAUUGCUUUAUUCGGCAUCAAUGCUGGAUCUGUCCAAAUUGGGCCCAACACUGAAAUGGCUGUCCAGGGCUCAGACUCUGUAUUCCAGGGCCAUAUGGCUCAGGUUGGCGGAAGUGGCCAGGGUUCCUUCGCAUACGUCAUCACCCCCGAACAUGCCUUCGUGGAGAAGGCGAGAGAGGAUGGCGCCAUGCUACGCGUCAUGCUCAACGACAGCGUUAUCACUAGCGGAUCCGCCGGUGGCAUUGCCGCAGGUCCGAACGCUGGCUCUGCGAGCACGGACUCCACUGCUGCUUCUCAGACUACGGAAGGCUACUCUUACAACCAGGAUGUUUGCCUGGUCUUCUUGAAUGCCUACUCCGGUGAGGGUGGUGAUAGAGAUGAACUCUACAACACUGAUCAAGACAACCUCGUCAAUGCUGUUGCAGACAACUGCAACAACACCGUCGUCGUGAUCAACACCACCGGACCUCGCCUUGUUGACGGCUUCAUCACUCACGAGAACGUCACCGCCGUCCUUUACGCCGGUGCCCUCGGCCAAGAAUCCGGCAACGCCAUCCUGGACGUGCUGUACGGCGACGUCAACCCAUCCGGCCGCCUCGUCCACACCGUCGCCAAGAACGAGAGCGACUACGACACCAACGUCCAGAUCUCCUCCGACGAAGUCAUCACCUUCACCGAGGGAAACUACAUCGACUACAAAUACUUCGACAAGUACAACAUCACACCUCGCUACGAAUUCGGCUUCGGCCUCUCCUACACCACCUUCGCCUACACCUCCCUCCACACCACCACCAACACCAGCACCCUCUCCACUGCUUCUCCCUACGCCAGCGGCCCGGUUAUCCCCGGCGGCCGCGCCGACCUGUGGGACCACGCUGCCACCGUCACCGUGACGGUUGCCAACACGGGCGGCGUCGACGGCCACGAGGUCGCGCAGCUGUACGUGACGUACCCGGACACCGCAAACGAGCCCGUGCGGCAGCUGCGCGGCUUCGAGCGCGUGUGGGUGCCGGCGGGCGAGACGCGCGAGGUGGCGUUCGCGCUGCGGCGGCGGGACGUGAGUGUUUGGGAUGUCGGGGCGCAGGAGUGGAAGGUGGAGAGUGGGACGUACGGGGUUGCGGUGGGGGCGAGUAGUCGGGAUUUGAGGGUUACGGGGAGUUUUGUUGUGGGGUAG